Messenger RNA from Mytilus californianus (California mussel), 663 nucleotides. RefSeq lists its product as uncharacterized. The record is from RefSeq and is a predicted model, not a curated record. The transcript is spliced from 3 exons. The coding region runs from base 6 to 380 and encodes 124 amino acids. NCBI's taxonomy places the organism in Eukaryota, Metazoa, Mollusca, Bivalvia, Mytilida, Mytilidae.
GUGAUAUGGAUGGUAAAGUGAAGAUUUUAUUUGUUAUCAUCAGUUUAUUGUUGUUGGAAGUUUUCUGUCAGCAUACUAUGUACCAGUUCAAGCGUUACACUUACAAAAAGAAACGUGAUGAUAAAAAGUAUAGAAGUGCCAAAAAUCCUUGUGAAGGUAGACCCGACUGUCUUGCUCAUAAAGGUGUGGACCAAUUAAUGUGUGUCAGAGAGUGCAUGUCAAAAUUCUGCUUUGAUGAACUGUACAAAAAUGACCUACUUGAAGAUGGAGAAAUUGAUGUGCGACUGAACUCAUUCAAAGGAUGUUUGUCUCAGCAAUCCAAUAAUAUAUACUCCAAGAUGAACAAUAUAGACUUGGAUGGAAACUAUGUUCCGAACUGAAAACAAUAUACAAAGACAGAUAUAUGAUAUAACUGUGGUUGGAAACUUAUGUUCCAAACUGACUCAUAUAUACAGACAGAUUUAUAGCAAAGAAUUGGAAGGAAACUAAGAUCUAUACCAAAGUUUACAUAGUGAUUUUAUUCAUUAUUAUCAGUAGAUUCAGAUUUAAAAGACUAUUUUUAGAAUGCCAAUCUCUGAUGAUUUUGUUACUGAUUUGUUAAACUAUUAAUAAUGAAAAAUACAUCAUGUGUUGUUUUUUAGAUAAAUAAAGAUCAUUUUGAUA